AUGGCCAAUUUGGAAUAUGGUCUCUUAAGUAAGAAAACUAACCAGGCUAUUCCUCUGAAGUAUAUUGGAGUUAAGGGUCAUCUCACUGGAUAUACUAUACAAGAAAAGGAGAAGGCAAGAGUAGUUUAUGAUGAUGCUAUAGCCUCUGGGUUAACAACAGCUAUAGGUGAAGAGAAAACUGGCGAUAUAUUUAGCCUAGCACUUGGUAACCUUCCUCCUAAAGGAGAUGCUACAAUAUCUUUGAAACUGGUCAAUGAAUUACCAAUAGAAAGUGAACCAGAAGCUGUACGCUUUACCCUUCCCACUGUCCUCAAACUUCGUUAUACACCAGCUGGCUCUGGAGGGCAACAGGAGGGAAUGACUUAGUCAUCUCCUGUUGUAAUGCUUGAUUUUUUUCCAGAUUUUGCUAGCAUACCUGCUUCUUGUGAGUUUGUUUUCCUCAUAGAUCGUAGUGGUAGCAUGGCUGGUACUCCAAUAAAGCAAGCUAAGGAGACACUGAUUCUCUUCUUGAAAAGUAUUCCCCGUUGUUGCUUUAAUAUCAUUGGGUUUGGUAGCGACUUUCGUCAUCUUUUUCCUCAAAGUGUUCCCUAUAACCAAUCCAAUUUGGAUAAAGCAUUAAAACAUGCUGAGACAUUGAGUGCUGAUCUAGGGGGCACAGAACUCUUGCCACCAUUGCGUUACGUAUUCAAUCAAGAAAUGGUUCUGGGUUUGCCUCGACAAGUAUUUGUGUUAACUGAUGGUUCUGUCAGUAAUACUAAAGCAUGUAUUAGCAUUGCUAAGGAGAAUGCUCAUGUAGCAAGAGUGUUUACAUUUGGAAUUGGUUCUGGUGUAUCAACUGAGCUAGUGGGAGGACUGGCUAGAGCUGGCAAUGGAAGUGCUGAGUUUAUUCAGGCAGGAGAAAGAAUGCAACCAAAAGUCAUCAGUAGCCUCAAAAAGGCACUGCAACCUUCAGUGACAAAUGUACAACUUCAGUUCACAGUUCCUACUGGUAUUGAAGUGCUACAGGCUCCUGCCAAAAUCCCUGCUGUAUUUAAAGGAGAACGUCUCAUAAUGUAUUGUGUUUUGAAAGGUGGAGAUUGGCAGUCUGGGAAUGGACCUGCUAUGAAUUGGUCUGAGCCUGAGAAGAAAGCAUCCAUUGUGAAGUUGAGUCUAGAAUCUAAUGUAUUAUCAUCGUAUACUGCAUAUGUGGUAGUCAAUGAAGAUCAGAAGGAACCCAUUGAAGGUGCACUCAAAAUCUGGGAUGUGACUGCUGCUAAAGAGAGGCUGAGAAGAUACUCUGAUUCUAGUGGCUCUAACUCCAGUCUUAACUCAUUUGAAUCAUUUGAAUAUGAUGAGAAAUAUUCUGAAGAUGAUGAUAAUAUGGCUGCAGCUGUACAGUGUGAAAAAAACUUUGAAAAUCAAUUACUGGGCUUUAAUCAAGAGUGCAAAGAAGAAGAUGAAGAAUCAGGCCUUCAAUUGUCCAUCGUAAAGUUUUUGGGCAGCAAUAAAUUGCCAUCUAAGAAAAAGAAGACGCAACCAAGUAUUGAUACUAGUAUAUUUGAUCGUUUAUCACAACUUGUGAGACUACAGACUGCUGAGGGACAGUUUUUAGCUCAGAAAGAUGAAUGGGAAUUAGUUGCUGCAAAAGCUGAACAAUGGCUAUUGACUGUUGUUGGAUUAGAAGCUCUCUCUUCGCUCAAACAAGCUGCAACGAAAUGCUUGAAUUGA
Gigantopelta aegis is the source of this 1707-nucleotide messenger RNA. RefSeq names its product von Willebrand factor A domain-containing protein 5A-like. The record is from RefSeq and is a predicted model, not a curated record. Lineage: Eukaryota; Metazoa; Mollusca; Gastropoda; Neomphalida; Peltospiridae.